CGGUGCGCGCUGGGGAGCGGGAGCGUGAGGCCAUGGCGGCGGCGGGGGCUGGCGGGGUGGGGGUCCUGCUGCCCCUCGGGCCCCGCCGCCCCUCGGCCGGGCCGCUGGUGCCGGCCCAGUGCCCAGCCCCAAAACCAGCUCGGGGCCGGCUGAGCCGAACGGGCGGCUGGCGGUAUUGAGAAUCUGCCGUGCGAGCUGCAGAGGAACUUCCAGCUGAUGCGGGAGCUGGAUCAGAGAACAGAAGACAAGAAAGCAGAGAUUGACAGCCUGGCAGCAGCCUACAUCGAGUCUGUGAAGAACAUGUUGCCUGAGGAGAGAGUGGAGCACCUGAGAAAGAUCCAGAGUGCCUACAGCAAGUGUAAGGAGUACAGUGAUGACAAAGUGCAGCUGGCCAUGCAGACCUAUGAGAUGGUGGAUAAGCACAUCCGCCGGCUGGACGCGGACUUGGCGCGGUUUGAAGCUGAUCUCAAAGAUAAACUGGAAGGCAGCGACUUUGAAACCCCUGGAUCCCGAAGCCUGAAAAAGGGACGAAGUCAGAAAGACAAAAGAAGUUCUCGUGGUCGAGGCAGGAGAACAUCUGAAGAAGAUACACCAAAGAAAAAGAAGCUCAAAGGAGGGUCUGAGUUUGCUGAUACCAUCCUGUCAGUGCAUCCCUCGGAUGUCCUGGACAUGCCAGUGGAUCCCAACGAGCCCACCUACUGCCUGUGUCACCAGGUGUCCUAUGGAGAGAUGAUUGGCUGUGACAACCCAGAUUGCCCAAUCGAGUGGUUCCACUUUGCAUGUGUGGACCUGACCACCAAACCAAAAGGGAAAUGGUUUUGUCCUCGUUGUGUUCAGGAAAGAAAGAAAAAGAAGUAAGGACUAGAGGGGGAUACACCGUUGAGGCAAGAAGAAUUUAAUAUAUUCCUUCAUUCAUGUUGCAAUAUUACCUUUGAAUAUUUUUGUUAAUCUAUCCUCCAUCUUUUUCCGGUAUGAUAUUUAAUUAUCCAGUGGCCAGUUGAAAUUCCUGUUUUUUCCUAAAACAAUGACUUUGGGAGGGAGUCCCAAAUCCCUUUGCCACGGAGAUUUUAUUUAUGUUAGUCUUGCACAAUAAUACUGAGGGAGGUUGUUGCCUUUUCUGGCUGUUUCCAUUUCCCUGAAGAUUCUCUAAGUACAUCACUGUGAAGAUGAAACCUACAGUAUUCUUGGAGAGAGAGAAAGUCGGAUUUAUUCACCAAAUAAGAUGAAGGCCUGAAUUGUUAGCUGUGAUUGCCUGUGUGGCACAUGGGUAAAUCAGGUUUUAGGGAAAGGCUCCAUGAGGAUAUUGUUUGUUCCCAUGAUGGCGUGGCUCUGCUGUUGAAGAAGGCCAUCAGGAAUGUUGUAACAGAGCUUCUUGUCUUUUUUUAAUGGGCCACAUUUGCAUGUUCUUGACUUCUCUAGCUGUCUUUCAGAUGAUGAAUGUGAAUCCUUGUAUUAGCACAGUGUCAGUGGCUGCAGCAGAAGAGAGAGAGGAAAUCAGGAGCUGGAAAGCAAGUCUCUGGUUUUUCCUUCCUCUGAGAUACAGAAGUUGAGGGAAGAGCAGAGAGAACUCUUGUCUUCAUAUGUCUCCUGCAUCAUGAGGCUUACCUGCCUUCGGUGAAAACAUAGUGGGGAAAUGUGUUCCAGGUUCCCUUCCUGUUGGUGGAAGGAAGAAAACAAAGCCCCAACUCAUGAA
This is a messenger RNA of Lonchura striata (white-rumped munia), 1693 nucleotides long. It is a transcript of the gene ING5, whose product is annotated as inhibitor of growth family member 5. Lineage: Eukaryota; Metazoa; Chordata; Aves; Passeriformes; Estrildidae. Gene Ontology annotation, biological process: positive regulation of apoptotic signaling pathway; regulation of DNA-templated transcription. Gene Ontology annotation, molecular function: chromatin binding. Gene Ontology annotation, cellular component: nucleus. The record is from RefSeq and is a predicted model, not a curated record.